Messenger RNA from Purpureocillium lilacinum, 354 nucleotides. Lineage: Eukaryota; Fungi; Ascomycota; Sordariomycetes; Hypocreales; Ophiocordycipitaceae. The record is from RefSeq and is a predicted model, not a curated record.
AUGCAGAUCAUAUAUGGCUUCCAAGAGGUCUACGGCAGCUUGAACCGGCUACUGGCGGCAGGCAGCGUGCUGUUCUGGCCACGGCUUCAUUAUCUCUUGUUAAUCCUAGUCAGUAUUCAUGGAGUUUAUAGCUUCAGCGCACGAGCGAGCAGCCGCUUGCGGAAGGGAGUCGAAAGUCAGGCCACAGCUGAGCAGAAGCGGUGCGAAACCUCUCACAGGUUGUUGCUCGUAGGCGCGGUUUGCGGGCUGAUGGGCUGCCUCAUCAAUAUCCAGCGUGCUGCCAACCUGCUGAGCAUACUCGCUCCUUGGGUAAAAACCUCGCUCAACUCUGAUCCUGUGACAAACUCCAGCUGA